AUGGCUCACUUCAACCUUCGCCAAGUAGACGCAUUGACGUUUGACGUCUUCGGCACGACCGUGGACUGGUUUACCACCAUUAGCAGAGAGGUCGCGAGACAGAGCAAAGGGCGUAUUGCUGAAGGAUCUAAAGACGCUGAAGACUUUGCGAAGGAGUGGAGAGAGGGGUACUAUCGCGGGACGAAAGCAGUAGGCGCUGGCGGUCAGGCAUCGUCGCUCAACGUCGAUGUCAUGCAUGGAGAUAUACUUGAGACCAUGCUUUCGUCCGAGCGAUGGGAACACCUCGGGGAGGUGUGGCCGCGGGAUGGCGAAGAGAGGAGGGAGCUAAUUAUGUCCUGGCAUAAGCUCGAUCCAUACCCCGACACGGUCUCGGGCCUGACCAAGUUGAAGGUGCAGAAGUUCGUCAUCGCGUUCUCGAACGGCAACUACCGUUUGCUCCUAGACAUGGCGAAGCACGCAAACCUACCUUGGGACGGCAUCUUGUCCGCAAACUUCUUCGGAACUUACAAACCAGCUCCUGAGGCCUAUGCGUCGGCGCAGCACCACCUCGACCUCCCUCCGGAGCGCAUCGCGAUGGUCGCCGCGCACAUCCAUGACCUACGCGCCGCAGCCAAGGCUGGGUUCCGUACUGUGUAUGUCCGACGGGCCGCCGAGGAUGUCGGUGUCGCCGAUAGCGUGAAGCCGAAGAACGAGGGUGGUGAAGUGGAUGCGGUCGUCGGGAGUUUCGAGGAACUCGCAGCACUGCUGAAGGCGGCGUGAGAUUUGAGAGGUAGGUGAGGAAAGAAUUGCGUCGAGCGAGGAUCUGCGAGAACAAAAACGUACAAUGGCGACGUCACUCGUUCGUUCUAUUCGGGCUCAUGAAUACGGGAAGGGCCUCGAAGUCGAGGGUCCGCCUUGCGAACUAUAAACGUCGUGCAGAAGAAGUGAAUUCUUAAGUUCGUUGACAGCUCGCGCUGCACCCCAUUCGAGCCAUACCUUUA
This is a messenger RNA of Coniophora puteana RWD-64-598 SS2, 980 nucleotides long. Its product is annotated as haloacid dehalogenase. Bases 1 to 759 code for a protein of 252 amino acids. The record is from RefSeq and is a predicted model, not a curated record. Gene Ontology annotation, molecular function: hydrolase activity, acting on halide bonds, in C-halide compounds. The transcript is spliced from 9 exons. Lineage: Eukaryota; Fungi; Basidiomycota; Agaricomycetes; Boletales; Coniophoraceae.